AUGAAGAUAUCCUUUAUGUUCUUCAGCGACGUCAUCUGGAGAGACUGGGAUGAUGAUGACAGUUGUGAGAAAUAGUCAGCUCUGGUUGAGGAACUAUUCACGCUGCAGUGGUCACCAUUUUAAAAACAUCUGGAGAAGUAUAAAAUCUUGCGUUUGGAAUUGAUUCAUUAUCAAAGUAGCGUUAAAGAAGAACCAACAGCUGGAGAAGCUGAUGAAUACUGGAAAAUGUACUGUGCUAUGAAGCAGCGCUCACUCUUUCCUGUAUGGGUGAAAGAUUUUUCUGUGGACGCUCCAUUUCAGCAACAUGGCAAUUUGAACGUGGCUUUAGAAAGUUGGUACAGUGGAGACCACGCAGUCGUUUUCCCAGGAGAAUACGAGGCUGUAAACUUAUCCCUGUUAACUAAAGAUGUUAUAUUGGACCUUAGUGUUGUAAAACCAGAAGAACCCAUGAUUGCUUCCAAACCCCAUCAUGAGAGCUUUGUGGUUUCAAAAGAAGAUACAAACCUAACGCACCUUAGGUCGGUACAGCAGAGAACAGUCAGUGGUGUCGUGGCUGCUGAAUCUGGCGUCUGACUCACUGGGGCUUCUCUGACCAUCACAGAUAGCAAGAUUACUGGAGCUCAGGGCACUGGUGUUGAGCUGUACCCAAGAAGCACAGCUAUCUUAGAGACUUACAAAAUUCAUCACUGCAAUAGUACCAGAACCAGUGAGACCUCACACAUCAUAGCCAGGGUGGCAUUAACGUUAAGGUUGUUCCUGGAGAAGAAAAAUAAUCACAUUUUCAGUAAUAGUGGCACGGAGUGA
Messenger RNA from Aptenodytes forsteri (emperor penguin), 804 nucleotides. RefSeq names its product SHC binding and spindle associated 1 like (gene SHCBP1L). The record is from RefSeq and is a predicted model, not a curated record. Gene Ontology annotation, cellular component: meiotic spindle. NCBI's taxonomy places the organism in Eukaryota, Metazoa, Chordata, Aves, Sphenisciformes, Spheniscidae. Gene Ontology annotation, biological process: male meiosis cytokinesis; spermatogenesis.